GCCUUAUAUGGAGUAUAAUUAGAAAUAGAGGUGAGAUAUUAGGGAGACCGAAACAAAUACUCCGUACCAUUUUCAUUUUUUAGUCAACAUUUCUAUCUUAACGUACACAUCAUUUUCCAUUUCAAGUGCUUUUCUUUUUCAGCUACAAAUGCAAAAUGUUUCCCAAAACCCAAAACUCCCUAAACAAAGAAAUCUCCGCAAGAUAGAGACUUUCUCCGCCAAUGGAUAUCGCCCCGAUUCGUCCUUGCCGAAAAAGAGAGGAUCAUCAAAAAAGCGAGUCGCGAGUGAGAUAGGGAGAAUAAAGGGCCGUCCCCUUCCAAGGAGAGAGUCCCUGUCAAUGAAAGCGAGAUUCUUGAUACCUCCAUUGCAGCUCUUGCUUUUCUAUUUCAUCACAUUUCUCUGCAAUUUUUGAGUUACAGAGGUUGUGUUUUGGUGGGGGCUUGAGCUGAUUCACAAUGCCUAUGUAUAUGCCCUCUGGGAGGGGCGGCGCGGUAGGUUUUGAAGGUGGCGGUGAUACCCACGUUCUAGAUCUGGACACGGCGGUCAAAGAUGGAGUCUUGGGCGGCGGCGGCGGCGGUUUCGAUGGGCCUGUCGAGUUCGGGGAGAAAAUGGAUCUGAAGAAGGUGAUUAGGGAGCUGAAUUUGUCCGAGGUUCCGUCCGUCUUCAUCUGCCCAAUCUCUCUCGAACCUAUGCAGGACCCAGUGACCCUUUGCACUGGCCAGACUUACGAGAGGUCGAACAUCCUCAAAUGGUUCAGUUUAGGGCACUGCACUUGCCCUACGACCAUGCAGGAGCUCUGGGAUUUCACAGUCACCCCCAACAAGACCCUUCACCAUCUCAUCUGUUCUUGGUUCCUGCAGAAGCACCAGCAAGUGAGGAAGAAAUCCCAGGAUGUUUCUGGAAGGGCAAUGGAGAUUCUUGAAACCUUGAAGAAAGUCAAAGGCCAGUCAAGGCUCCAGUCCCUCACAGACCUCCAUUUGGUUGUUUCAUCUCACCCAACUGCUAGAAAGACUGUGGUUGAUGAAGGUGGGGUCCCACUUCUUUCCUCAUUGCUCGGCCCUUUCACCUCCCAUGCUGUUGGUUCACAGGUUGCUGCCAUUCUUGUUCAUUUGAACCUGGACUCAGAAUCAAGAAAGAUUCUGAUGGAACCUUCCAAGAUUUCUUUGCUAGUGGACAUGUUGAAUGAAGGCUCUACAGAAACAAAGAUCAACUGUGCCAGAUUAGUCAAACUGGUAAUGGAGGGAAGUGAUUUCAGGGUGGAAAUGGUGUCAAGUCACAGUCUUUUAGCUGCACUGAUGAGGCUAGUGAGGGACAGACGGAACCCGUCCGUCCACUCCCACGGACUCCAACUCCUGGAACUGAUUUGCUCGCACGAGCAAGUCAGAGCCCUAAUCGUCAGGAUCGGAGCGAUUCCUCAACUGGUCGAAUUGUUGCCGGGCAUGAACACGGAUUGCCUGGAACUUGCAUUGUUGAUCCUGGACAUGCUAUCAUCCGUGCCCGAAGGGAGAGCGGGCUUGAAGGAGUGCCCGAACGGGAUACGGACAAUGGUGAGGCUGCUUAUGAUGGUUUCCGAGAGGUGCACGCAGCACGCGCUCUCCAUCUUGUGGUCCGUGUGCAUGGUGGGGCCCACGGAGUGCUCGUCCGUUGCGGUGGAGGCCGGGCUGCUGGGGAAGCUGCUGCUCGUUAUACAGAGCGGGUGCAGCCCGGGAUUAAAGCAGCAAUCUUCUGAGCUUUUGAAGCUCUGCAGUUUGAAUUACUCCGACACCGUUUUCAUAUCCAAGUGCCGGCUUAACCGGACGAUACAAUGAAGGAGGAGAGUGUUAAUUUGGUUUGGGUAAGAAGAAUUCAAACCCUUAGUACAUAAAGUUUGAAGAGGAGGGUAAACAAAAAUGUGGACAAAACUGCCCCUCCUCCUCCCUGUCCCUGUUAAAAGUUCAAUGUUUAUUAUGAUGGCAACACCAUCAAUAUGGGCUUCCUGCAGAAAGUUUUGAAUAAAAUGGAGAAAGUGAA
Molecule: messenger RNA, 2010 nt
Organism: Cuscuta campestris
Lineage: Eukaryota; Viridiplantae; Streptophyta; Magnoliopsida; Solanales; Convolvulaceae
Source: the annotation of a GenBank genome assembly